Messenger RNA from Laccaria bicolor S238N-H82, 3883 nucleotides. RefSeq lists its product as uncharacterized. Gene Ontology annotation, molecular function: phosphorelay sensor kinase activity. Gene Ontology annotation, biological process: cellular hyperosmotic response; phosphorylation; phosphorelay signal transduction system. Gene Ontology annotation, cellular component: membrane. The record is from RefSeq and is a predicted model, not a curated record. The coding region runs from base 118 to 3615 and encodes 1165 amino acids. The transcript is spliced from 21 exons. Lineage: Eukaryota; Fungi; Basidiomycota; Agaricomycetes; Agaricales; Hydnangiaceae.
UGCCCAACAUGCGGCAAAACCGUCUCUGACCCGCUCAUCAUCCCCUUUUCCCCCUUCUCCUCCUCCUCCGCCUCAUCUCCUGACGUGCCUCUUGGAUCUAGUCCGCUGGUUAUACCAAUGGGCCCAUUGGCAGCUGCGGCGUUUGAGAGUGGGAUGAGCGCCGUUGAGGAGCUGAAGCUCUUGAAGGCCCAGGUGCAGGAUGUAGCGAGGGUUUGUAAUGCUGUUGCGAGAGGGGAUCUGAGUCAGAAGAUUACGGUUCCUGUGCAGGGGGUUGUUAUGGUCCAGUUGAAGGAUGUUAUUAAUACUAUGGUUGAUAAAUUGGGACAGUUUGCUAAAGAGGUUACCCGUGUUUCGCAGGAGGUUGGGACGGAGGGUAAACUAGGCGGUCAAGCGCUCGUUCUAGACGUCGAAGGCACAUGGCGCGAAUUGACGGGUGUCGUGAACAAGUUGGCGGCAAAUUUAACUUCUCAGGUCCGAUCAAUCGCAAAAGUAACGAAAGCAGUCGCACUUGGCGAUUUGUCCAAGCAGAUCGAGGUUGAUGCCAGGGGUGAGAUUUUGGAUUUGAAGAAUACGGUUAAUGGUAUGGUCGUUAGACUACGGGCACUGGCAGCAGAAGUCACACGGGUAACCCUCGAAGUCGGAAGUCAAGGCAAAUUGGGAGGUCAGGCGCAUGUACCGGAUGUUGAGGGAGUUUGGUUCGAGUUAGUUCGGAAUGUAAAUAGAAUGUGCUCAUCGUUAACAGAUCAAGUGCGCUCCAUAGCCAAGGUCACCACCGCUGUGGCUCGUGGUGAUCUAACUCAGAAGAUAGAGAUUUCGGUCGAGGGUGAAAUGUCGACUUUGAAAGGCACCGUCAACUCUAUGGUAGACCAGUUAUCAGCAUUCGCGUCAGAAGUAACCCGAGUGGCGCUGGAAGUCGGAACUCAAGGCAUUUUGGGUGGUCAAGCCAAGGUUGAAGGUGUCCAAGGGACGUGGGCCGAUUUGACGAGAAAUGUCAAUAAAAUGGCGUCCAAUCUAACAGAUCAAGUUCGAUCCAUCUCAGAGGUGACGAAAGCCGUCGCCUUAGGUGAUCUGCGCAAGCUAGUGAACGUAGACGUGCAAGGCGAGAUGUUGGACUUGAAGAUGACCGUCAACUCCAUGGUGGCCCAACUUAGCACCCUGGCCAACGAGGUUACACGAGUGAGUCUGGAUGUCGGCACGGAGGGCAUUUUAGGUGGACAGGCGUUCGUUCCUGACGUUCAGGGUAUGUGGAGGGUACUGACGGAUAAUGUCAACCUGAUGGCUAUGAAUCUCACGAACCAAGUGCGCUCGAUAGCCGAGGUGACGAAAGCUGUGGCUGGCGGAGAUUUGACGAAGAAGAUUGAGGUGGACGUGCGUGGUGAGAUCUUGGAUUUGAAGGAGACCGUUAACGGUAUGACGGAGAGUUUGAGUCUGUUCGCGGAUGAGGUCACGAGGGUCGCGAGGGAAGUGGGUACAGAGGGACGGCUGGGUGGUCAGGCGAGGGUGACGAAUGUUGGCGGGACGUGGAAGGAUUUGACGGAUAAUGUGAAUGUUAUGGCUAAUAAUUUGACGCUGCAAGUGCGGACGAUCGCUGUGGCUACGACGGCCGUGGCUAAAGGGGACUUGACACAGAAGAUCACAGGAGUGUCCGUCUCCGGAGAGAUGUUGAACCUGGUCAACACCAUAAACAGCAUGAUUGACCAAUUGGCCAUCUUUGCGGCCGAGGUCAAAAAGGUCGCUCGUGAAGUCGGUACAGAAGGCAAACUGGGCGUACAAGCUGAGGUUGGCAACGUCCAAGGUAUCUGGCAAGAGAUUACGUUGUCCGUGAACACUAUGGCUGGAAACUUGACGACUCAAGUACGAGGCUUUGCGCAGAUCUCGGCUGCUGCUAUGGACGGGGACUUUACCCGAUUCAUCACCGUCGAGGCAAGUGGGGAGAUGGACUCGUUGAAGACCCAGAUCAACCAGAUGGUCUUCAACUUGCGUGACAGCAUUCAGAAGAACACGGCUGCUAGGGAGGCUGCUGAGCUGGCCAAUAGGAGUAAGAGCGAGUUCUUGGCUAACAUGUCACAUGAGAUCAGAACGCCGAUGAAUGGUAUCAUUGGGAUGACGGAGCUUACGCUGGACAGUGAUUUGAAUCGAUCACAGCGGGAGAGUUUACUCCUCGUACACAGCUUGGCAAGAUCUCUGCUGUUGAUCAUCGACGACAUCUUGGAUAUCUCGAAGAUUGAAGCAGGUCGUAUGACAAUGGAAGCCGUUUCCUACUCCUUACGCCAAACUGUCUUCGGUAUCCUCAAGACUUUGGUGGUGCGGGCAUCGCAGAACAACCUUGACCUCACCUACGAUGUGGAGCCGGAUAUCCCUGAUCAGCUUAUUGGCGACUCCCUCCGCUUACGACAAGUCAUCACCAACUUGGUCGGCAACGCGAUCAAGUUCACGCCAUCCAAGGCUACUCGCAAGGGUCAUGUCGCUCUCAGCUGUCGCCUUCUGGGACUGGAUGAACAGAAUGUGACUCUAGAGUUCUGCGUUACUGAUACUGGCAUCGGUAUCGCGAAAGACAAGCUCAACCUGAUCUUCGAUACGUUCUGUCAGGCAGAUGGGUCCACUACCCGAGAAUAUGGUGGCACUGGUUUGGGGCUGUCGAUAUCCAAACGUCUCGUCUCCCUCAUGCAGGGUAACAUGUGGGUGGAGAGUGAGGUUUCGAAAGGAAGCAGGUUCUUCUUCACGAUUACCUCGCAAAUCAGUUACUCUACGAUGGAUGUGACCCUUUCCAAGAUGGCGGCAUUUGCGAAGAGGACGAUACUGUUUGCAGACACUCUUCACGACACCACUGGGGUAGUUGAUCGCAUCAAGGAGCUCGCCCUGAAGCCUCAUGUCGUCCACGAAGUCAAGGAGGUUGCAGAUAAGGACAGGUGCCCUCAUAUUGAUACCAUUGUCGUGGAUUCUCUGGCUGUUACGGAAUGUAUUCGCGAGUACGAACACCUGCGAUACAUCCCAGUUGUUCUUUUAGCGCCCUCAAUGCCCCGGCUCAACCUGAAAUGGUGCUUGGACAACAGUAUUACCGCGCAAGUCACUACUCCAGUAACCGCGCAGGAUCUGUGCUCUGCCCUCAUAUCCGCCCUGGAGUCCAACACCGUCAGCCCAGUCUCGGCGCCCAACGACGUCACGUUUGAUAUCCUGCUCGCUGAAGACAACUUGGUCAAUCAGAAGCUGGCCGUCAAGAUACUUGAGAAGUAUGGCCAUACCGUUGAGAUUGCCGAAAACGGCAGUUUGGCGGUUGAUGCUUUCAAGGGGAGGGUAGCCCAGGCCAAGCCGUUCGACAUCAUCCUGAUGGAUGUGUCUAUGCCGUUCAUGGGCGGAAUGGAGGCUACGGAGCUGAUACGAUCAUAUGAGAUGCACAAGGGCCUCGCACCGACGCCUAUUAUCGCCCUCACGGCUCAUGCCAUGAUCGGUGAUCGAGAAAGAUGUUUGCAAGCGGGGAUGGACGACCAUAUCACCAAACCCUUACGGCGUGCAGACCUUCUCAACGCCAUCAACAAGCUUGCAGGCGAACGUGGAACCCAGAAGCACCACCAUCUCUUGCGUUGGCCUGCCUCAAUUGCACAGGCGUACCCAUAGAAGCGUCAGCUAAACCCUGGACUAGUCUUUGAUACCCCAUCUUCUACCGGACUAAAUGCAUUUUGAUGAUAUUGCUACGACCGCCGUUUUGAUGCCCCCUACUCCUGUUUUAUAUAAUUUUUGUACCACCACCCAUCACGGUUCACCACAUGAUAUCCUCGAUCUUCCCCCGAGAUUCCCCUCGAUUUCAUGAUAUCCCCUCCUUUCGUUCGAUUUGCAACACCAAACCAUGUAAUAAAUGAAAUACAAGUGCAAUCUGUUACAAGUC